ACUUAUCAAAAUAAAUAUUAAAAUCGUUCUGUCAAAUGAAACAGUAUAACAGAGAUGGAUGUUAAGAAAACAAAACAGCUUGCAACAACAGAUGUGCAUUUAACUAAAUACUUUAAAUAUGUAUUGUCAUAUCAUUUUCUGAAAUUGGCUAUGCUUAUUAUUUUAUUUGGUGGCAUAGUGGUGUUUAUGGGACAAGGAAAAUGCAUUAUUAUUGAAAAAUAUGAAAUAAAUAUAAUUUCUGGCAAAGACAAUGAUAGUUUGCAAGAUAUAAAUUACAAAUUGAUCAAUGCUUCUGUAACAUUGACCAACAAAGGAAAAUUUGAAUAUGACAUAGCAUUUGUUGAGACAGUAUUUAAAAUUCCUGAUAUUAUACAAGAACAGUGUGAUAAUAUUCCAUGGGAAUUACGCUUUGAUUGUCAUCCUGAGGAUGGAGUAUCUAAGUUUAGUUGCACAAGCAGAGGUUGUUGCUGGAAUCCUGCUAACAAAGAAAUCUACAUUGCAAAACCUUCUUUGGACUAUCCAUACUGUUAUUACUCAAAAGAUUGGAGCAUAUACAAGUAUGAAAAUUUCAGCAAAGAAGGAAAUGAUUUUUCUGGAUUUCUCAAGCAAAUGAAAAGUUCAUAUUACAAAAAUGAUCUACCAAUUAUUAAGGUAGAAAGCAGCACUGUAGAUGAUUCUAUUCUGCGUGUAAAAAUGUAUGAUCCUCUUAAGAAGAGAUAUGAACCACCAUGGCCUCUCAGGACAAAUCCAAAACCAUUUUCUCAACAAAAUGUUAAUGCAAAAUAUAAAUUUGAUAUUGAUAACAUUAAACCUGGUUUUAAAGUACAGAGGACAUCAGAUGAUACAGUGAUAUUCGAUUCUAUUAGUGUCGGGGGUUUCAUAUUUGCCGACCAAUUUUUGCAAAUAAGCGGCCUUUUGCCGACUCAUAAUAUUUAUGGUAUCGGUGAGCAUCGAGCAAGUUUAAAAUUAAAUACAGAAUGGCAAACUUUUACAUUAUUUAACAGGGAUCAACCACCGACAGAAAAUGGAAAUUUGUAUGGGUCUCAUCCAUUUUAUUUAGUAAUGGAAAAUUCUGGAAAAUCUCACGGAGUUCUGUUUCUUAACAGUAAUGCUAUGGAUGUGAUGUUACAACCAUCACCCGCUAUCACAUUUCGAACUAUAGGGGGUAUUUUUGAUAUAUACUUUCUUUUGGGCCCAAGUCCGGCAGAUGUUAUAAAACAAUAUUCUACAAUAGUGGGCAAACCUUUUCUUCCCCCAUAUUGGUCUCUUGGUUUCCAUUUAUGCAGAUACGGAUAUGGAAGUUUAGAGAAAACAAGAGAAGUAUGGAAUAGAACCAUAGCCGCAGGAAUUCCAUUUGAUACUCAAUGGAACGAUUUAGAUUAUAUGGAUAAGAACAACGAUUUCACGUAUAAUUUAAAUAAAUUCAAGGAUUUGCCACGAUUUGUGAACGAAAUUCAUUCGAGAGGGAUGCAUUACAUUCCUUUAAUCGAUGCAGGAGUAUCUGGUUCUGAAUGUAAUGGAACUUACUUGCCGUAUGACGAAGGUGUGAAAGAUGAUAUAUUCAUAAAAGAUGAAGCAACCGGUCGGCCAUUUGUUGGAAAAGUUUGGAAUUUUGUUUCCACCGUAUGGCCUGAUUUUACAAAUCCUAAAACGCAAAACUAUUAUCUCCGUAUGAUGAACAACACUUAUGACAGUUUUGCGUACGAUGGUGCUUGGAUUGAUAUGAACGAGCCAUCAAAUUUUUACGAUGGUCUUAAGCAAGGAUGUUCACGAAAUAAAUUGGACUAUCCAGUGUAUGUACCAAAUGUUGCCGGAGGUAUACUCGCGUCGAAAACUGUAUGCAUGAAUGCUAAACAUUACUUAGGUUUCCAUUACGAUCUUCACAAUACUUAUGGUACAAGUCACGCGAUAGCAACAAAUUAUGCACUGAAGAAAAUCCGGCAAAAACGACCAUUUAUAAUAUCGCGGGCAACUUGGGUGGGUCACGGACAUUAUGCAGGUCAUUGGACGGGAGAUGUUUAUUCAACAUGGCACGAUUUAAAAAUGAGUAUUCCUGCACUUUUGUCGUUAAAUUUUUAUCAAAUACCAAUGGUUGGUGCUGACAUAUGUGGAUUCAAUGGAAAUACGACAACUCCAUUGUGCAAUCGUUGGAUGCAACUUGGUGCAUUUUAUCCCUUUUCUCGUAACCAUAACUCCGACGAUACGAUCGAACAAGAUCCAGUUGCUAUGGGCGAUUUAGUAAUAAAGUCAUCUAAGCGUGCUCUUACGAUACGUUAUUGGUUACUACCGUAUUUGUAUACGUUAUUCUUCCGAGCACAUCAGUUUGGAGAAACUGUAGCACGGCCAUUGUUUUUCGAAUUUUCUAACGAUUCAUCCACGUACGAUAUCGACACUCAGUUCCUGUGGGGAAGCUCUUUGAUGAUCGUUCCAGUUUUAGAAGAAAACAAGAUUGAAGUAACGGCUUAUUUGCCACGCGGAGUGUGGUAUAAUAUUUAUACGAAGGAGCCGAUAUUUGCAUUGGGUUUACAUUAUACAUUGAAUGCACCGCUCGAUACUAUACCAUUGAUGAUACGCGGGGGGUCUAUCUUACCGGCACAGAAACCAGCCGAUACUACAACGAACAGUAGAAAAAAUAAUUUCGAAUUAUUAAUCGCAUUAGAUGACGAAAAAACGGCUAAAGGAGAAUUAUAUUGGGAUGAUGGUGAUAGUUUAGAUUCGUUCGAGAAAGGGCAGUUUACGUGGUUAUUCUUCACGGUCAAGAAUAAUACUCUUUCCAGUUCGAAAGCAAAGCAAAGUUCAUUCAACGAGAAAAUAAUUCUUCAUAAAAUACAAAUAUGGGGAAUAACUUCUAACGUUUCGCGAGUCUUUUUGAACGAUUGCGAAAUACGAUUCAAGUACGACAACAAAACAAACUGUUUGAACGGAAACAAUUUACAAGUGGAUUUAAGACAAAAGUUUUGGUUUUCUUGGAUAUAUGCUAACAAAUGA
This is a messenger RNA of Habropoda laboriosa, 2988 nucleotides long. RefSeq names its product lysosomal alpha-glucosidase-like. Lineage: Eukaryota; Metazoa; Arthropoda; Insecta; Hymenoptera; Apidae. Gene Ontology annotation, molecular function: carbohydrate binding; alpha-1,4-glucosidase activity. The record is from RefSeq and is a predicted model, not a curated record. The transcript has 16 exons. Bases 55 to 2988 code for a protein of 977 amino acids. Gene Ontology annotation, biological process: carbohydrate metabolic process.